AUGGUCCCGAUGGAUAGGUUUAUCAGCCAAGCGCUGGCUGGCUUCUCUAGCUACCGUGCCUUGAAGGUGUCAGGCGAGACACCUGCAGAUUUGCAGGAUUUUGCUGCGGCAUUGGUGCGAUUUGCAUGCUACCCUGGUGGAAGGCUUUUUCCUGGCGGCGCGGUUGUGGUGAAAAGUGAGGUGCAAGGCGGUGUGCUUUCGCAGCAGCAGAUGUGCGACAUCUUUCUGCCCAUCAUGAGGAGCCACGGCACGCUGGUUCGCAAGAUGGGCCGUCGUCUUGCUCGGCCAGCUCUCCGCGGUGAGGAGGUGCAGACGAUCAUCAACGGAGAGUGUGUGGCCAAGACAGUGGUGACUGACGACAGCAGCUAUGUCAUUCAGCAGGAUUCUGUGGACAGAGAGCUUUAUGUGCUGAGUGAGGAGAAGUUUGAGAGGAACUACGAGCUGCCUGGCUUUGACAUCUCCGAGAAGAGCCCAGAGAGUGACUUGAUGAGGCACUUGUCGCGUGCAUCUGAAAAUUACCUCGAACUCCUUUUAAUGUGA
Effrenium voratum is the source of this 540-nucleotide messenger RNA. The record is from the annotation of a GenBank genome assembly. NCBI's taxonomy places the organism in Eukaryota, Dinophyceae, Suessiales, Symbiodiniaceae.